Molecule: messenger RNA, 1965 nt
Organism: Metopolophium dirhodum (rose-grain aphid)
Lineage: Eukaryota; Metazoa; Arthropoda; Insecta; Hemiptera; Aphididae
Product: serine/threonine-protein kinase Chk1-like
Exons: 10
Coding region: 315-1670 (451 amino acids)
Biological process (GO): protein phosphorylation; intracellular signal transduction
Cellular component (GO): nucleus
Molecular function (GO): protein serine/threonine kinase activity; ATP binding
Source: RefSeq, a predicted model, not a curated record
UAAACGAGGUUAACGGACUUCACGUUUUGUUGUUCCUUUUUUUUGUUUCACUGUUUACCGAACGACGUUUACUGUAAAGCGUCCUGGGUUAGUGUGUUACCUAAUGCUGUGUUGUCCUGUUGUGCUUUGUUGUUGAUCGCGUCCGGUGUUAGCGAUUAGGGCUAAUGAUUAAUUAUCUAAUUUUUAUUGUUAAACUGUAAUUUUCAUUAUAAUUAUUGAUAUGUUUGAGUAAAACAAUAAAUUGCUUGAAAUUAUUAUAAUUUUGAGUGUUUGUGUUUUUUUGAAUGAAUACGUUUUAAGUUGUACAUUUAUAAAUGAAUACUCCGUUUGUUGAAGGAUGGAAUAUUGUUCAAACAUUGGGCGAAGGAACAUUUGGCGAAGUAAAACUUUUAAUGAAUCAAAGUAAUCAUUGCUUUGUGGCCAUGAAAACAAUUGAUUUGCAAAACUAUUCUGAUGCAUUGGCUACGGUAAAAAAAGAAGCAGCUAUACAUAGCCGAUUGAAUCAUUCAAGUAUAAUAAAAUAUUAUGGACAGCGUCAUUCUAUAGAUACUUAUUAUAUAUUCUUAGAAUAUGCAUCUGGAGGUGAACUAUUUGAUAGAAUUGAACCGGAUGUUGGAAUGCCGCUGUCUGAUGCUAGAAAGUUCUUCAAAGAGUUGAUUGCUGGAGUUGAGUAUUUACACAAUAAUGGUAUAGCGCAUAGAGAUUUGAAACCAGAAAAUUUAUUAUUGGAUGAAAAUGGAAAUCUAAAAAUAAGUGAUUUUGGAUUAGCCACUAUGUUUUUAUGUGGUGGAAAACGGCGUAAGCUGGAUAAGAAAUGUGGAACUAUUCCUUAUUUAGCACCAGAAGUUCUUUCACUUUUACCUUAUCAAGCAGAACCUUCUGAUAUUUGGGCAUGCGGUAUUAUACUGGUUUCGAUGCUCGCUGGAGAGUUGCCUUGGGAUAUGCCAUCUGAUAGUGAUGAAGAUUAUAAAUUGUGGAAAACUACUGACUAUGCUAAUCAUUCACCAUGGAAUAAAUUAGAUAAUUUAGCCUUGUCUCUUGUGAGAAAGAUAUUAACACCAACACCGUUCAAAAGAUAUGAUAUAUUAAAAAUUCAGUCACAUCAUUGGUUCAAAAAGUCAGAAACUCGUGAUAGUAAAAAAGUAGGAAUAUCUGUUCGGUCCGACAGAGAUUUGGACGAUGGUCGUCAAUGUUAUUCUCAACCAGCUUCGGCAGCUGUUGCAUUCGAUACUUCUAUGUCACAUAGUGAAUCUGAAAUACAUUCAUUUUCCCAGCCAACACAGGUGGACGAUCUGCUUCUGUCUUCACAACUUCUUACAUCACAGUCCAUCUCCACACCAAAUAACUCUAUGCAGAAAUUAGUCAAGAGAAUGACAAGAUUUCUAGUCAAUUUAGAUUACAAAGCAGCAUUAUCCAAUUUAGGUCUGUUCCUGGAUGAUUUGGGAUAUAUAUGGAAAAUCAAUACACCUAGUUUGUUUACAAUUACUACUACAGAUCAGCGCUUAGUGUUUAAAUCAAAUGUAAUUCCAAUGAAUCAUCAAACUCUGAUUGAUUUCAGACUUUCAAGAGGCUGCGGCUUAGAAUUUAAGCGGCAUUUUGUUUCCAUUAAAAAUUCAAUGUCUACAUUGAUUGAAGUUGCAUGGCCUAUUGCUACUGAAACUGUAUCUUAAAUUAUUGUUAGUGUUAUGAGUACAUAUAAGACUGACUUAUAAUAGAUUGAUUAAAAAUGUUUUGGUACCCAAUUCAGAAAAACUAAUGUAUAAUAAACAUAUCAAUCAAAGAUAUAAGUAAAAUAUCUACAAUCAUGUAUUAUGUAUGUUAUUAAUUACAUAUAGUUACAAUAGAUUCACUGAAUAUUUACUCAACUAAACUAUUACAGUUGUAUGACAACAUAGUUUCUUAAUUUUUAAUAUUAUCAAUCAUUAGUCUAUGAUAAUUACUUAUUUUUAUAAAAUGUAUUUUUGU